Molecule: messenger RNA, 3520 nt
Organism: Carassius auratus (goldfish)
Lineage: Eukaryota; Metazoa; Chordata; Actinopteri; Cypriniformes; Cyprinidae
Exons: 27
Coding region: 451-3108 (885 amino acids)
Source: RefSeq, a predicted model, not a curated record
AAAAAACAGGAAGCUUAUUGGCACAGUGGUUAACCAGAAAAAAAGGCAAUUCAUGACCAAAAAGUUGCCGACCCCUGGCCUACAGUGAAGAAAUGACAUAACAGUCAUAAGACUUAAGAAAAGUCAUAUGGGAUGGAAAAGAAGGUUUUUAGUGUGUCUCAAUAACAAUCCUCCCAUUAUAAACAUUCCCAUCAACUUUAUAAGGAACUAAAAUCUGCAGAAUCCCAACAACAAGCAGCUGCUCAUAUUGCUCUCUUCUGUCUCAGGAAAAUGGAUAACACUGAAGAAUACAGUAAACUGGAGAUGGAAUGUGAACCAAGGAAAUCAUUUCAGAGAGGGGCUUCUUCAUCUGAAGAAACAAACUAUUAAGAAACAAACUCAUCUACAUCUUGGAUGGACUGAGAUCUUCCAUGCAGGAGACUAACUGUGAUCCUUCUAGGAACAGUCUGCAUGAUUAUUUUCAUGGUCUUGACUUCUGUCAUCUAUUCCCAUCAGGAAAGAAAGUUCUCAAUGCUGGAGAGCUGGAUGAAAAGCCAUACUUCUGAUCUAACCUCAGUCAAAUCUGAAUUUCAGUACACAGGAGGUGAUCUAGAAAAGAAGGUUUCUGAGCUGCAGAACUUAGUGUUCAGCCUGAGUUCAUAUUUGAACACGUCUGGAUCAAGUAACCCAGACACCAGAGAAAUGCAAAUAAAGAAGCUGUCUAAUAUUGAGACCCUGAUGAGCGAUCUCGGCUCGUCACUGAGUUCACUCGCAUCCAAACAAGAAGAAAAACUACAAAAGCUGGAGCGUCAGCAGGAUACGUCACACACUGAAGUCAAGAGUUUGAUGGACGGUUUGAGUUCAGAAGUAUCGACUCUUAGGAGUAAACUAACAGAGGACAGUCCAAGGUCUAUUUUACGCACACAACGUUUCUUGGUGGAUAUGUCAAAAACACUGACGGAUCUGAAGAAUUUAAUGUCGGAAGUGAAAUCAUCAGUUCAGUCUCUUAGUUAUAGACUAUCUUUUACCAACUUACUUAUACCAGGAUGUACUGAAUCUGGUUGGAUCCCGUUCAGAAACAGCUGUUACCUGUUCUCGCAUGACUCGAUGACCUGGACCAAAGCUAAAAAUUACUGUGAAGAGAAGGGCGCACUACUCCUAAAAAUAGAAGAUGGCUCUGAGAGGGAGUGGAAAAUGGAUAACACUGAAGAAUACAGUAAACUGGAGAUGGAAUGUGAACCAAGGAAAUCAUUUCAGAGAGAUCUUCCAUGCAGGAGACUAACUGUGAUCCUUCUAGGAACAGUCUGCAUGAUUAUUUUCAUGGUCUUGACUUCUGUCAUCUAUUCCCAUCAGGAAAGAAAGUUCUCAAUGCUGGAGAGCUGGAUGAAAAGCCAUACUUCUGAUCUAACCUCAGUCAAAUCUGAAUUUCAGUACACAGGAGGUGAUCUAGAAAAGAAGGUUUCUGAGCUGCAGAACUUAGUGUUCAGCCUGAGUUCAUAUUUGAACACGUCUGGAUCAAGUAACCCAGACACCAGAGAAAUGCAAAUAAAGAAGCUGUCUAAUAUUGAGACCCUGAUGAGCGAUCUCGGCUCGUCACUGAGUUCACUCGCAUCCAAACAAGAAGAAAAACUACAAAAGCUGGAGCGUCAGCAGGAUACGUCACACACUGAAGUCAAGAGUUUGAUGGACGGUUUGAGUUCAGAAGUAUCGACUCUUAGGAGUAAACUAACAGAGGACAGUCCAAGGUCUAUUUUACGCACACAACGUUUCUUGGUGGAUAUGUCAAAAACACUGACGGAUCUGAAGAAUUUAAUGUCGGAAGUGAAAUCAUCAGUUCAGUCUCUUAGUUAUAGACUAUCUUUUACCAACUUACUUAUACCAGGAUGUACUGAAUCUGGUUGGAUCCCGUUCAGAAACAGCUGUUACCUGUUCUCGCAUGACUCGAUGACCUGGACCAAAGCUAAAAAUUACUGUGAAGAGAAGGGCGCACUACUCCUAAAAAUAGAAGAUGGCUCUGAGAGGGAGUGGAAAAUGGAUAACACUGAAGAAUACAGUAAACUGGAGAUGGAAUGUGAACCAAGGAAAUCAUUUCAGAGAGAUCUUCCAUGCAGGAGACUAACUGUGAUCCUUCUAGGAACAGUCUGCAUGAUUAUUUUCAUGGUCUUGACUUCUGUCAUCUAUUCCCAUCAGGAAAGAAAGUUCUCAAUGCUGGAGAGCUGGAUGAAAAGCCAUACUUCUGAUCUAACCUCAGUCAAAUCUGAAUUUCAGUACACAGGAGGUGAUCUAGAAAAGAAGGUUUCUGAGCUGCAGAACUUAGUGUUCAGCCUGAGUUCAUAUUUGAACACGUCUGGAUCAAGUAACCCAGACACCAGAGAAAUGCAAAUAAAGAAGCUGUCUAAUAUUGAGACCCUGAUGAGCGAUCUCGGCUCGUCACUGAGUUCACUCGCAUCCAAACAAGAAGAAAAACUACAAAAGCUUGAGCGUCAGCAGGAUACGUCACACACUGAAGUCAAGAGUUUGAUGGACGGUUUGAGUUCAGAAGUAUCGACUCUUAGGAGUAAACUAACAGAGGACAGUCCAAGGUCUAUUUUACGCACACAACGUUUCUUGGUGGAUAUGUCAAAAUCACUGACGGAUCUGAAGAAUUUAAUGUCGGAAGUGAAAUCAUCAGUUCAGUCUCUUAGUUAUAGACUAUCUUUUACCAACUUACUUAUACCGGGAUGUACUGAAUCUGGUUGGAUCCCGUUCAGAAACAGCUGUUACCUGUUCUCGCAUGACUCGAUGACCUGGACCAAAGCUAAAAAUUACUGUGAAGAGAAGGGCGCACUACUCCUAAAAAUAGAAGAUGGCUCUGAGAGGGAGUGGGAAUUUGUUACCAGUACAGCCAAACCACAAGAAUACUGGACUGGUCUAACCGACCAGAACACAGGGCAGUGGAGAUGGGCGGAUGAAACUCCUUACACCAUGAAUAAAAUAGAGUGGAGCCCUGGUCAGCCAGAUGACUGGAAAGACCAUGGCCUGGGAGAGGAAGGAGAGGACUGUGUGCACAUUACAGCAUACGGGCUGCUAAAUGAUGCCCACUGCUCUAUUAAAAUGAACUAUAUAUGUGAAAGGAGAAAACAGGACUGAGUGUGGUCAAAACUGAAAGAAUAUUUUAAAAAGAAUUUGUGUGUGGUGGGGGUGUUAUCUUUGGGUGUAAAUUACUAAUCAAAUGAAUUAUGUGUUUGGUGUAUGACUAAUACAGCCUUUCUCCAGAGAUUCACAAAUCAAAUGUAAGACUUUUUAAAAUUAAUACUGCAUGCCAUUCCAGUACAAACCCAUUAAAUCUCAAAACAAAUAUAUAUUCAACUGCAAAACAGGGCAAUUGCAUGUUUAUAUAAUCAACUGUUUUUUUUAAUCAAUAUUUACAUUUGCAUUGGAAUUUGUUAUUGAAAUGCUGUUCUCUUAUUAAUGCACAUAAACUACAGGUCAAUUUAAGCUGGAUACAAUCAUGUGUUUUUGAAGAAAAGCAUAAAAUAAAUGAUUGCAUUAUACUAAUAAA